Messenger RNA from Neoarius graeffei (lesser salmon catfish), 3336 nucleotides. RefSeq lists its product as uncharacterized. The transcript is spliced from 7 exons. The record is from RefSeq and is a predicted model, not a curated record. The coding region runs from base 141 to 1085 and encodes 314 amino acids. NCBI's taxonomy places the organism in Eukaryota, Metazoa, Chordata, Actinopteri, Siluriformes, Ariidae.
UUGAGUUUUGUUGAACUGUACAGCUGCUCGGAUGGAGAUGGCACUCUGGUAGCGUGAAGCUGGGGAAGUUUACUGACUCUUUAAUUGGAGUGACUUGGACACACCAGAGCACAGCUGGACAGAUCAGACCCUCUCAGAGGAUGGAGGAGGCAACUCCAGUCAAGGUAUCAGUGGCUGAACUGGCUGGGAAGUUCAAAAGUCAUCCACUGCCAAUGCCAGGGAAUUCUGAGAGAAAACCUGUUCAAAGGAGCCCUCCAUGUUCUGUGCAAUUACACGACCAGAUGGAUUGUGAGAGUGAUAAGGAGAAACCGACUAUUACACCUCAACCUCCUCCAAAGACCAAGCUGAAGAAUUCUCCCCUCAUAGAGAAACUGCAGGCCAAUCCCAUAUUGUCACCUAAUAUACUGCUCAACUCGGCUAAAAGUCCAGAAGGGAAGCAACAGGCUGUACCAUUCUGUCCCAUCAGUCCCCAGAGUCUCACCCUGAGGCCCUCUCAGCAGCAAGGUGCCAAUGAGGUGCCCAUCAGCUUUGAGCAACCAGCUGAGGGCACCACACUGCCCAGCUUCAACAAGAGUCGAGUCCGGCUGUCUUUUAAGCGGCGGCCACCCACACGCCAGCGCAGGAAGUCAGCAGAUGAAGAGGGGGGUCCAGACACACCUGAGGAAAACAGGUCUUCUUGUGAUCUGCACAGUCCUGAUGACACUCCUGACAAGAAUGGCAAUACUAAGGAUGCGUUGAAUGUUGCUCAGGAAGAGACACACGAGAGCCAGGAAGACUCUGCUCCUUCCAUCACUGUACAAGACACAGAGCUGCAGGAAGAACACAAUGAUGUGACCAAGGACAUUGAGGGUACUGAAGACACUGAAGGGGAGAACAAGGACAAAGAACAAGUAGCAGAGGAAAAGAGCUCAGGAGAUCCUGAGGCUUCAGAAGCUGUGGACAACCAACAAGAGAAAAAGGCACUUGAGGAACAUAGUGUAGAGGAGAUGGAAGGAUCAAAAACAGAAGAAGAAACUUCAGGACAGUCUACUGAAGAGAACAUGGAUGCAGAGGAUCAAGAUCAGGAUCAAGCUUCUGCAGACUGAGAUGGACAAAAAUAUAGCUGUGAAAGGUAGAGAGUGCAAUGGAGGACAUCUACCAGAGGAAGAACACUGGCCAAAUGCAGAGACUUGUGUUUUAUAACAUUGGAUGAGCAGAAAACAAAGUGUGUAUUAAAUGUGGGAAGGAUAUAAACCUUUCCUGAUCUUUUUUCUUCUCUUUCUGGAUCAUGACACCAGUGUACACUUCAGAACCUGAUAUCGUGUAGCUUACAAAUGUAGUCUUUAAACUGUCAGUAGAAUGCAAUGGCAUCAGAGUGGUGCAGAUACUGUUAAGGAGUAACGAUGUUGCUAGCGGCUCUUACUAAACCUCAAAUACUAUGCAAAGUAUGUAAUGUGACAGAGCAGGUUUUAACCUCUUUAAAAAUUAAGCAACUGUAACUAUGCAAACAGUCCUUCGGGACCUGAUGAUAAUUUGUUGGAUAAGACUGACUAUAGAGCUUUAUUUAAGGCCUUUUUUGGAUUCAGUUUUAUAUACCUUGAAUUAUUAUUUCAUGUUAUUAUUGAUGACGCAUUGGUGGCACAGUGGUUCUAUAAUACCAAAAAGCUUACAUCUAGCAGCCGAAAGGGUUUCUUUGUCAGAAAAGGUUCAAAGUUCAAGUCUAACUUGAACCCCAUUCUAAGGCUAAUAUUAUUAUGCAUAAGGAAUAACACAGGGGUGGCACGGUGGUGUAGUGGUUAGCACUGUUGCCUCACAGCAAGAAGGUCCUGGGUUUGAGCCCAGUGGCUGAUGAGGGCCUUUCUGUGUGGAGUUUGCAUGCUUUUCCCAUGUCUGCAUGGGUUUCCUCAGGGUGCUCCGGUUUCCCCCACAGUUCAAAGACAUGCAGGCUAGGCUAAUUGGUGGCUCUAAAUUGACCGUAGAUGUCAGUGUGAAUGGUUGUCUGUGUCUAUCAGUGCGUUUACAUGCACAUCCAAAUUGAGCUAAGGGUCCCAGCAGGGGUGCCAGAGAAAUCCAAUCCUACAUGCACACAAGGAAAUCGAGCUAUUGUGUGAGGUACAUUGUGCACCUGAGCCACAGGUGGCGCUACACGCCCCAUCGUGUUGGUACACUUCCGGUUGUCGUCAUGAAGAAGAGCUAUUCAAGCGUAUAAACAAAGUUAUCAGUUCCGUGUCCACAAGAAGAACGACGACGAGGACAGCAACAUCGAGAUGUAUAUAUUCAACUCCUUAAGCUGAAUGAGUGUGAACUCUAUCUCCUCAUUGCUCCAGAAGUGCACGUUUCUACUACUGUUGUCAUGCCAACCGAGGCUGUUGUGUUUCCCGCUUGUGGUCUCGUCACUCGUCACUUCCGGAAGGGGCAGUGCUGAAGUAAGUAGCUCGACUACGUAGCUCGAUAGGGUUUACAUGCACUAAAUAGCUCGGCUACAAUCGCAUAAUCUAGGUCGCAUAGCUCGAUUACGAGAAAUCCAGUUUGGUUCGAUUUCAGCCGAGCUAAGGUGUUUCCAUGGCAUUUAGAACUUCGAUUUCAGUUGAGCUAUGGCAGAAAUUCGAUUUUCUCUAUGUGCAUGUAAACGCACUGUAUGUGUCAGCCCUGCAAUGACCUGGCGACUUGUCCAGGGUGUACCUCCAGCUUGCAAGCAACCUAGCAGCUACAAAUAAUGGAUGGAUGGAUAAGGAAUACACACAACAGACCGUGCUGUUAUACAAAAAUAAUGCACAACUCCUGACAUAUCGGAUUUGAGAAUGAACAAACACUUAACUUCUGAAACUGUUGUUGCCACAAGGUGUUGAGUUUGACUCCCAGAACAACCAGAAAUUCAGCUAUUCAGCUCUAUGAUAAGGUUGGAUUUUACUUCACUUGUAAGUUGCUUGGGCUAAAACUGUCUGCCAGAUGAAUAUAUGUAAAUGGGUUAGUUUUUAUUAUUAGGUUGCCAUGCUGCUCUUAAAAACGUAGGGUUAAGGAAUACAAUGAUUGAUUGCUUUUUUUUUUUAAACUGUAGCACUCUGAUGUCCACAAUGGGGCAGUCAAGCAAGUUUAAUGUAAACUUAACAGUUUUUCCAUUGAUAGAAAACAACUGAAAGUGACUGUAGCAAUGCGUGUGAUUAAUAACUGCAUAAACACAGUUUUUGGUAAAAUGUGAUCAACUUGUAAAAGAGUAAUAAUGACAACAACAAAAUAUGGUUAUUUAUGAGAGUUGACAAGGUUUUGUUUGGUCUUCACAAAACCAGUAUCGCACUGUAAAAUUCACCAUGGUUUAAAUCAGUAAAUUGGCUUUUUGAUACCUCGAAUCUUUCUCCA